AUGUCGUCUGGAACCUCGUUUGCAGACCUCGCCCACCAGGCGUGGGACGCAGCUACGCAGGUAACUGGUCUCGCAUCCCUGAAUGAGAACUCUACUUCCGACUACGACGACAACAACAACGACGAAUCGCAGUCAGCAGAUGCCGGCGAUCCAGACAAGAACCCUUCUGACGACACGGUGCAGAGCCCUUCUCACGAAGGAGACUCGUACCGCGGAGCGCCGGGAAACCAUCCGAACGAUCCAAGUGCUCGCAUCAAUCAUCCAGAUGCCGUCAACGGUCAUGCCCACACAUCCCUCAAUGAGUCUCCUGCAAAUCCCAAAAUACGCAACCACGACUCGGACAAUGUACAGAAAGCGGAACAUAGCUCCUCUUCCUUCAAGCAUCCCCACUCGACCCAUCACAAACAUGACAUGGGUCAGGCCAUGAUUGAGCGCGCUCUCGGCGACGAUAGUCUCACCGCUCAGCGACAGGGCACCAUUUACGACAAGCAACUUGAGAACGAGAUGGACGGCUCGUACAGAAAUAUUCAAGAAGAAACCAAGCCCGUGUCCGCUGCAGCUGAACUUGGCCAGCCUGUUCACUCUGAACGAAACAGGCCACACGAUGGUCAAGUCCAUUCCGAGAGCGCCGAGAACAACUCAGAUGCGCAUCAGCCUCACGCUGCCAACCGCGGUCCAUCGUGGGCCUCCCGUCCCGAUGACAAGCAACGCGCCAAAAUCGCAAGGAUGAAGGACGAGCAGGCCAACGGCACAUGGAAACGUCGAUUCUCCAGCUUUGGCCCAUCCUCCUCCGAGGCACCCUCUACACCUACGCACAAGAACCCUGAAGAAAAGGAAAAGAGCGGCGGUCUUUUUGCUGGCAUAUUCGACUCGGAUUCCUCUUCACGCCCUGGUCUUAACAUCUUUGGCUCAGUCAGUGUUAAUCGAGCCAACACGGCUCGAAGCGGCCUCAACAAAGAUCACAAUGGUGAUGUCUCUACCAGCGCCGACCACAAACACACCCCAAACGCACUGCCUGCGUCCCGUCCCGGAGCCUCUCGUAACUCUAGCCAAUGGGCUGAAAAUUCCAACAAGUUGCGCACCGCUUUCGAACCGCCGACGCCGUCUGCUGAAGCAGCGUCUGAUGAUGCCAACACGCAGCAGAAAGAUAAGGCCGAUAUGCCGACCCCAGAGCUCUCACCUGAUGAUCAGAGACUUCGCGCCAUCACCAAAAUCAUGCUCGGUUCUGGCAAGGACAAGGACAGGCAAGAUCCCACCUCUCCCGCUGCAGCAUCACCAUCGGGCCUCAGCGGAGAACCACAGGCUCAGACACGAUGGGCUCAGCUCAAGAAAAAAGUCCGAGACUCUCAAAAGGUUAAGCAAGACCAGCAAAAGUCGAGCGCCUUCGGCAUCGAUCUCGCCAAGGAACUGCAGACCGGUAUCUUGCCUGUUUUUCUCCUCAAAAUGGCCGUGGAGCGCGACGAAGCCAAGCGUCGUCGCAUCCCUAUCCUGCUCAAUCACCUUCGUCUUCGUGUGACCGACAGCGUCAAUCCGAUGCACAACACACACGCCGUCUUCCGCAUCGAACUCGAGUACGGAGAUGGUCUUGUCAAGUGGGUCAUCUACCGAGAGCUUCGUGACUUUAUCAACCUCCACGCUCACUACCGAGCCGCUGCCCUUCGAGGCUACCUCGGCAGAUCUAUCGGCGGCAACUCGACCGAAGGCGACCUAGGUCUACCUAGCUUCCCCAAGAUGAGUCUUCCCUACUUCAAUCAGCUCCAGAGGCAGGGGAAGACCUCUCGCGCUGACUUUGCAAGGGCUCAGCGAGAUGCUCUCGAGAAUUACAUCAUCGAGCUCAUUCGACGCACGAUGUUCCGUGCCGAGGCCAAUCGGCUUUGCAAGUUCUUUGAGAUCUCAGCGCUUUCUGUCUCGCUUGCGAGCCGAGGUGGUCACCAGGGAAAGCAGGGCUACCUCCGCAUCUUAUCCCGCUCCUCGCGUAAAAAGGAUCAGAAGAGCGUGCUCACGCCAGCGCGAUGGGCCAAGGCCUAUGAGCCCAAGUGGUUCAUCGUUCGCGAAAGCUUCAUUGCCAUCGUCGAUCAGCUAGACAGUCUCCAGCUCUACGACGUCUUCCUCAUGGAUAACGACUUCAAAGUCGAAAGGCCUAAGCGUCUCUACAAGCAGACCAUGCACAUUGCCCACGGCCUCACUCAUAGCGACGACAAGAAAGCUGCAGAGGUUGAGAGCUCUGAACAGCCCGAGGCCUCCAAAGGCGCGAGCGGGAACGAAGCUUCAUACGAUCAAACGGCUCUCCUGACGGGGGGGCACUUUAAGGAUGUCGACCCCAACAAACGAGAAGAAGCGCACAGCGACGAGAGACAUGCCAGUAGCCAUACUUUCUACAUUCGCAAUGCUGAGAGGAAGCUUAAGCUCGUUGCCAAGAACGAGCGCAUGAUGGAGCAAUUUAUCGUCUCGAUGCAGAAAAUGGCUUCACGUAACAUUUUUGGUGGUACGAACCGCUUUGAGAGCUUUGCGCCAAUCCGCCUUAACGUGUCGGCACAAUGGCUCGCUGAUGGACGCGACUACUAUUGGAACCUGAGCAAAGCGCUCAUGAUGGCCAAAGAUCGUGUCUUCAUCCAUGAUUGGUGGCUCAGCCCCGAGCUGUACCUGCGUAGGCCAGGUCAUCCCAAGUGGAGGCUCGACAACGUGCUAAAAAAGAAGGCCGAGGAAGGCGUCAAGAUCUUUGUCAUCAUCUACAACGAGGUCUCGAACAACUUUACUCCCACCGACUCCAACUAUACCAAGCAACGACUCAUCGGUCUGCACCGCAACAUCUUUGUGCAGCGCUCGCCCAGCCACUUUAAGACCGGCACCUUCUACUGGGCGCAUCACGAGAAGCUUUGCGUUAUUGACGAGACCAUUGCUUUCAUGGGCGGCCUGGAUCUGUGCUUUGGUCGAUAUGAUACGCCUGCCCACGUGCUUGUCGAUGAUGCACUCUAUUACAAGCGAGAAGGAGAAUCCGAGUCAGACCACGGACUGUCCUCAAAGCCAGGAUACCUGGGCCCAGUCAAGGACGGUCGAGAAGCGCACAUCUGGCCGGGGCAAGACUACGCCAAUGAACGAGUCAUGGAGUGGCACACGCUCAGCAAGCCGGCCGAAGACCUUUUCGCGCGCGACAAAUUCCCAAGAAUGCCCUGGCACGACAUUGGCCUUCAACUCGUGGGUCAGCCGGCCCGCGAUUUGUGUCGCCACUUUAUUCAGCGCUGGAACUUUUUGCUGCGUAUCAAGAAUCACACUCGACAAAUGCCGUUCCUUGUUCCCCCUCCAGAUUUUACGCCGGAAGAGCUGCAGAAGUACGGUCUCACGGGCACUUGUGAAGUUCAGAUCUGUCGAUCAGCAGGCCCUUGGAGCUUGGGUACCACUAACAAGGUGGAGCACUCGAUCCAGAAUGCAUACCUCAAAUCGAUUCAGAUGAGCGAUCACUUUGUCUACAUCGAAAACCAAUUCUUCGUAACCUCGACCGUUAUGGAAGGCAACAAGAUCGAAAAUAAGAUUGGCGAGGCUCUUGUCAACCGCAUCAUCCGUGCUCACAGGGAAGGCACACCCUGGCGUGCGAUCAUUGUCAUCCCUCUGAUCCCAGGAUUUCCCAUGCCGAUCGACCACGCAGAUGCGUCAUCGGUGCGAUUGAUCGUCGAACUGCAAAAUCGAUCCAUCUCGAGAGGAGAGCACUCCAUAUUUGGCAAACUGCGCAGGGAGGGAAUCGAUCCCGAGCAGUACAUCAGCUUCUUUUCCCUGCGUACGUGGGGCAAAUUGCGUGGCGGUCAGCUGACCACCGAGCAGAUCUACUUACACGAUAAGAUCAUGAUCGUCGAUGAUCGCCUCGUGAUCAUUGGGUCUGCCAACAUCAACGAGCGUAGUCAGCGCGGCGAUCGUGACUCGGAGCUUGCUUCGGUGAUUCGCGAUCACGACAUGAUCGACAGCCGCAUGGGGGGCCAGCCGUACAAGGUGGGCCGUUUUGCACACACGCUUCGAAUGCGGCUUAUGCGAGAGCAUCUUGGAGUUGACGUCGACGAGCUCGAGGCCAAUGAGCGACGGAAUGCCGUUCAUAGUGACGAUGCCGAGUCCGAAUCCGAAGGCUCUUUCGAUGCGGAUGAUACUGAGCUGGCAGACUCGGACGAUGAGUGGGAUCCAGAUCAGGAGCAGAGCCACGGCGGACUUGAGAGGAAUGGCGACGCACAAUCUUCACCGGACGAUCUGGUGGAAGUGCCAACCAACAAGGAUGUUCUCAAGCACAAGGCAUCCAACCUGGCCGACCAAGGCAGCGGAACCGCCUCGACGGUACGUCGCCAGAUCAAAGAGACGCUCAAGGGCAGCAAGGAGAGGAUGGAGAUGGAGGCAGUGGGAACUCGAGCAGACCCGGCUUCCUCCGACUCGACCAACCACAACGAGAGGUAUCAAGCUGCACGUAUCGAGCGAGUUGCACAGGCGCUGCGCAGCCAAGAUACGGACAAAUUUGUCGACGGUCAGUAUGACAAUAGCUUGGAGCCAACACUGGAGGAAAAAUUGAUGGUGGAAGAUAGACUCGCUGUGAAUGGCAAAGCUCACCACUCUACUGAGGGCGAAACAAAGCGAGCGGGACAUGGAGGGCAGCGCCGAACCUCUGUGGAUUACCGUCAGCUGCUCGGCUCACUGAGCUCAUCCAGCCUGGGCCCUGAACGGGAGACGGACAUGCUGCGCCGCACGGGGCAGCAGCGAGGGCGUUUUCUCAGCGAUGGAGGAACGGACGAUGUGCAUCGAAAGGUGGCGAGUCGUAUGUCGAACGAUCUGUGGAAUCUGCCUGCAGCGUCGCUCGACGUUGACCCGAUGCAAUUCCAGGACCCAAUCGACGAUUCGUUCUACGUCGACUAUUGGCUCACUUGCGCUGUACACAACACGCAGAUAUUCCGUAAGGUGUUCAAAUGCGUUCCCGAUGACACGGUGACGACAUGGGCCGAGUACAAGGCGUUCGGUGCUUGGGCCGAUCGUUUGGCACGCUCAGGCAAAUUUGCCUCGAAAGAGUCGCGAUCGGAACGCGAUGCGCAAGCUCACAGCGUUCCCGGUGCCAGUGUAGGUGGACCCGUCGGACAGGUAAGCAACCGAGAGUCGACAUCGGAUGCCAAACAGGAAGACUCUUCACAAGUGCCUUCGACUUUGAGAGACGCUUCUUCCGCCGCACAAGGCCAAGGCCAGACUCAAAACGGUUCGGCCGCUGCUGGGGGACCACCCAAGGAGAGCAGGAAGGAGGUGGAGGGCUUUUCCAGCCGCGAGCUCGACCAGAUGGAAGCGAUGCUCGAGGAGUGCAGAGGAUCGCUGGUGCUGCAUCCAACUCGGUUCUUGGAGGCAGAAGACCACUCGAACAACUUUCUAUUCGCCAUGGAUCGCAUCAAUCCGUUGUUGAUCUAUGACUGA
This is a messenger RNA of Mycosarcoma maydis (corn smut), 5424 nucleotides long. RefSeq names its product putative phospholipase D. NCBI's taxonomy places the organism in Eukaryota, Fungi, Basidiomycota, Ustilaginomycetes, Ustilaginales. Gene Ontology annotation, biological process: cell motility. The coding region runs from base 1 to 5424 and encodes 1807 amino acids. The record is from RefSeq and is a predicted model, not a curated record. The transcript has a single exon. Gene Ontology annotation, molecular function: phosphatidylinositol binding; catalytic activity.